AUUGAAGUCGACGGAGCUGCAGUCAGAUGAGCGACGCCGAGGCAGUAUGGAGGUUGAAGCAGCUGCGGUUGCUCUGGUCCCGGCAAUGAAACCAGUUGCAGACGGUGCAAGGUCUGAAUCAGCGAUAGAAGUCCGAGUCUUGGCUGAAGUUGGGAUUCGAUCACCGCUUGUAUGGUUCAGGUAAGUGAAGAACAAAAUUUGUUCUUUGGUAUUAUUGGUAUUGGAUAAGUUGAAGAAACAGAGUUCUUGGCUUAUGGAUAAUGGGUAAUCAGAAUUGGAUAUGAUUUGGGUAGGUGAAGAAACAGAGUUUCUUCUGGUACUGGUAUAUAGAUAUGAUAACUGGGUAAGAUGAAGAAACAAAGUUCUUCUCUUGGUAUUUUUGGUAGAGUUUCUGCUCAAUCUUUGAGCAAAAAAAGGUUGGUAUAUUUUCUGGGUAUUUCUGGGAAAAACAGAAGAACAAAGUUCUCUUGGAUUAAGUGAAGAACAAAAUUGUUCUUGGUAUUUUCUGGCAGCGGAAUGUGGGUAUGGGUAUGGGUAAAUCUAGAAUUCUAGAUAUGGGUAUCGGUCUCAAGAGCAGAACGCUUUGAUACCAUGUCAAGAAUAGAGGUAUGGUAUAAUUCCCAGAUGUAUUCUUCUCCAAACUGGAGGAUAUUUAUACUAGUACAGAUUAACCUAUACCUAAGUAUGAAAGGAGAAUACAAUAGUAGAGCUAUGUAUGAAAGAUAAAUACAAAGGUCAUGCAAUACGGCUGCAUUAACUACACAAGUGAUUAUGUCAGUUGUUGGAGCAGUAGUCCAGAUUUGCUGCUUGAAUGGAGCAGCUCACUCAACAAAAGGCUGACGAAAUUUCCAGAGGAAGUGCAAGAACAUAUGAUGUAGUUACCAGUGGUAGAGAUCAGGCCUCCGACAUUCCAAGACAAUUUUACUGCCCCAUAUAUAAGGAAGUGAUGAAGGAUCCAUAUGUAGCAGCUGAUGGAUUUUCAUAUGAGCGACAAGGCAUAGAGAGAUGGUUGCAAACCGGGCACGAGACAUCACCAAUGACCAAUCUGAAGCUCGAGAAUAAGAUUCUCACCCCUAAUGGUACCCUUAAGCUUCUUAUCAAAGACUGGUACCGUGAAAGAUCAGUUCCUCAUCCAAAUCCAUAA
Molecule: messenger RNA, 1144 nt
Organism: Fragaria vesca subsp. vesca
Lineage: Eukaryota; Viridiplantae; Streptophyta; Magnoliopsida; Rosales; Rosaceae
Product: putative U-box domain-containing protein 50-like
Exons: 2
Coding region: 812-1144 (110 amino acids)
Biological process (GO): protein ubiquitination
Molecular function (GO): ubiquitin-protein transferase activity
Source: RefSeq, a predicted model, not a curated record